Dovyalis caffra is the source of this 1149-nucleotide messenger RNA. Lineage: Eukaryota; Viridiplantae; Streptophyta; Magnoliopsida; Malpighiales; Salicaceae. The record is from the annotation of a GenBank genome assembly.
AUGAGCCAUGGAGGUGGGGAGAGUGGAAGAUUGCAUGAAAAAGUAGGUCAUAAUGUUAAGAGAAAAUCUCGUGCAAGUGGAGAUGAAUUUGCUAGAGCGAUUGCGAAGAUUUCUGUAACACAAAUGUGUGAGAGUCUGGGGUUUCAGUCUUUUAAGCAGUCUGCUCUUGAGAAGUUAUCUGAUGUUACUACUUGGUACAUAUGGAAUAUAGGAAAGGCUGCGCAGUUCUCUGCUAAUUUAGCUGGUAGGACAGAGGGUAAUGUUUUCGACAUUAUUCAGGGAUUGGAAGAGUUGGGUUUGCCACAGGGGUUUGCUGGUGCUUCAGAUGUUGAUCAUUGUCUUGCUAGUUCGGGUAUUGUUAGGGAGAUUGUUCAGUAUAUUGGUGAUGCAGAUGAUAUCCCAUUUGCAUAUUCUGUUCCUCCUUUCCCAGUUGCUAGAGAAAGGAAGCCUGCACCAAGUUUUUCCCAGAUUGGUGAGGAGCCUCCUGAGGAGCACAUUCCAUCUUGGUUACCUGCAUUUCCUGAUCCCCAGACUUAUGUUCAUUUGCUUGCAGAGAAUGAAGGAGGUGCUGAAUUUAAUGCAGAUAAGAUUGAGCCUCUAAGGCAGCACCAGAAGAUGGAUAUGUCUUCCAUGAAUUUGCCACAUCAGUUUACUUGCAAUGGUUCCGAAGGACCUUCCUCUGUUACAUUUGGUGACGGUGCUAGGACAACCCAAGGGACUGAGAUUAACCCAUUUCUUGUUGCUCCUCUGCAAUUUGGAGAAAAGGAAGUGUCCCAUGUUGUUCCUCCGGCUAAGCUUUCCGACAAAGCAGCUGUGAGAUAUCUUGUUGAGCAAACUCAUAUCGUGGGUAACCAUAUGUCAGUGCCGGAGGCAUUUGCUCCUGCCAUUGAAGCAAUGAAGAGUAGGUCAUGUGAUUCUGACAAGGGACAAAAGAAGGUGCUUUUGAAUCAAAGACCUGCUGUGCAAUUUAAGAUUGGGGUUGGAAAGAAUUCCUUGGGUGGAGCACUAGAUUUGAGCCCUCAGAACAAGGGUAUUGCAAAGGUCAGCACAUGGUUUGGGAAGGAUGGCGAGAAUGAUGAUAAGAAAAGGAAAGCUGAGAAAAUUCUAAAGCAAUCUGUGGAAAACCCAGGCAAACUGGCUCAGUUGUAA